AUGAAAGCCAUCAAUAUUCCUUUGUGUCUUCUCAUUAUUCUUCUGUUGAUUCCCUUUAAGAUCACAUCUUCGCCUCGAACACAAGCUGAAGCUCUUGUAAAAUGGAAACAAAGCUUGUCUUUUUCGCCUUCUUCUUUGAAUUCAUGGUCCCUCACUAACUUCAACAACUUGUGUAACUGGACCGGGAUUGUCUGCAACAAUGUCACCGAUGAUACAGUCUUCGAAAUUGAUCUUUCCAACUUGAAUCUGACCGGGACACUAGCUCAGUUUGACAUCAUUCCUUUUAUCAAUAUCACUAGUUUUAAACUUACCAACAACAAUCUUAAUAGUUCAAUUCCUAUGGAGAUAGGCCUAUUAACAAACCUUCAAUAUCUGAGUCUUCACAACAACAGUCUUGGUGGAAUGAUUCCUUAUCAAUUGGGCAAUCUUCAAAACUUAAGGUACUUUGAUCUUGGAGCAAACUACUUGGAAUCUCCUGAUUGGUCUAGAUUUUCAGGCAUGUCAUCAUUAACUUAUAUUGAUCUUUAUUAUAAUAGCCUCACUUCAGAAUUUCCUAGCUUCAUAGCAAACUGUAGAAACUUGACUUUUCUAGACUUGUCAUUGAACACUUUGACUGGACAAAUCCCAGAAUGGCUAUAUACUAAUCUGGGGAAGCUUGAAACUCUGAAACUCAAUGAUAACCGAUUCAUAGGACUGCUGUCACCAAAAAUUUCUAAGCUUUUCAAACUCAAACACCUUAAUUUGGGAUCAAAUUUCUUAAAUGGUUCAAUAACUUUUCAAAUUGGUUUCAUACAUGGUCUUGAAAUUCUUGUUUUGUCCAAUAAUUCCUUUAGUGGAGAAAUUCCUUCUUCUAUAGGCCAACUCAAGGAGCUCACCAAACUUGACCUUCACAAGAAUUUAUUGAACUCUUCUAUUCCUUCUGAGCUUGGAUUUUGUAAUAAACUCACCUUCUUGGCCCUUGCUGAUAAUAAUCUCAAUGGUGAAUUGCCUUUGUCACUUUCCAAUUUGAACAAAAUCAGUGAAUUGGGUUUAUCAGGUAACCAACUUUCUGGCCAUCUUUCAUCUGUUAUGAUCUCAAAUUGGACAUCAUUAAUCUCAUUGCAACUUCAGUUCAAUAGAUUCAGUGGAGAAAUUCCAUUGACAAUUGGACUGUUGACACAUCUCAACUACCUUUACCUUAACCAAAACAAGUUUUCUGGUACAAUUCCCUCAGAGAUAGGCACCUUAAAGGAUCUAAUACACUUGGAUUUUUCUGUAAACCAUUUAUCAGGAACUAUCCCUCCCAAACUUGGUGAGCUUUCCAAUCUAAGCCUAUUAUCUUUAUACGAAAAUGACUUGUCUGGCUUGAUUCCUUUCGAGAUUGGAAACUUGAACAAACUUGUAUCGUUGGACCUCUCCGAAAACCAUCUCUCAGGUUCUAUUCCCUCAACAUUGUGCAACCUAAAUGGCCUUGUGUCUUUGCACCUUUUCAAGAACAACCUCAAUGGUACAAUCCCUUUGGAUAUCGGUAACAUGACAUCCUUGGUUUCCUUUCUUGUUGAUUUUAACAAAUUAUCCGGAGAGCUUCCACAUACAAUUUUUAAUCUUGGUAACUUGACAAGUUUGUCUCUGCAGUCCAAUAGUUUUUAUGGCGAAAUUCCAAGAGAUUUCGGGAAGAGAGAUUCGAAACUAAACUAUGCCAUCUUCAAUGACAACAACUUCUCUGGUGAAUUACCAAAAGAAAUAUGCAGUGCCCUCCCUAUAUUGGAAAAUCCACCAUCAAACACUAUAAGUUGUUCAGAAUUCUCUAAAGUAAAACAUUUCAGUAGCUCAAACCUUCCAACUGCACUGUGUGUUCCUUCUUAUCUCGAAUUAAUCUCUUUUGGUGGCAAUGAAUUUGUGGGAAAACUGCCAUUAGAGUGGGGAGACUGUAGAAACCUCACUACUUUACAAGUGGACAGAAACAAAAUCACUGGAAAAAUCCCACCUCAGCUUGGAAAUUUGACAAAGCUGCAUGUUUUGAAUCUCAGUUCAAAUGACUUGAGUGAUGAAAUUCCAAUUGAACUGGGGAAUCUAAACAAAUUGUACAAGCUUCAUCUCAGCAACAAUCGUUUGACUGGAAAAAUCCCACCAAGUCUAGCCAAGAUAAGUAGUGAGAUUGAAGAUCUUGAUCUCUCAGCCAACAAUUUGAGAGGGAACAUACCAAAUUGGCUUGGUAGCUGUGAAAGAUUACUUAGCUUGAACCUCAGCCACAAUAGUCUAUCAAGAGAAAUACCUUCAGAGCUUGGUAACUUGGUUUCGUUACAAUAUGUAUUGGAUCUCAGCAGCAAUAUUCUCUCUGGUGAAAUCCCUUCAAGCUUUUCAAAGUUUAUAAGGCUUCAAAGCUUCAAUGUCUCUCACAAUCAUCUCUCUGGUAGAAUCCCAGCUUCCUUUUCCAGGCUAAUAAGUCUACUUUCCAGCGAUUUUUCGUACAAUAACUUGGAAGGUUCAAUCCCAAUAGGACCAACAUUCCAAAACACAAGUGCAUUUGUUGGAAAUCAUGGUUUGUGUGGCGAUGCAUUAGGCCUCAUUCUCUGCAAAACAUCUACCAAGAAAAGUAACAAAGUUGUCUUUGUCAUCAUUGGUGUUGUUUGCAGCCUUGUAGCUCUUGCAGCUGCCAUAUUUUCAAUUCUUCUGUUAUGCCAUCGUAAACAAAAAGUGGCUGACCAUUCUCGAAAGAACACUGACAUAGCUCUCGAGUGUUUGAUAUGGGAAAAAGAAGGAAAACUCAGUUUUGCAGAAAUUGUGGAGGCCACAGAAGACUUCAACGACAAGUAUUCGAUUGGAAAAGGCGGUUAUGGUACUGUUUACAAGGCCACUUUGUGUUGUGGUCGCGCUCUUGCAGUAAAGCGGUUAGAAACAAGUGAUCAACAAACAGAACUAAACCAGAUAAUGAGCUUUGUGAGUGAAAUAAGAACUUUGACUGAAGUUAGACACAGGAACAUCAUCAAGUUCUACGGAUACUGCUCAAGCAAAGGCUCAAUGUACUUGGUAUAUCAGUAUGCAAAGAGAGGGAGUCUAGCUAGUGUGCUUUAUGAUUCGAAAAAGGGAGGUGUGGAACUUGAUUGGGAUGUAAGGUUGAGAAUUGUGGAAGGACUAGCUGCUGCAAUCUCAUACUUGCACCAUGAUUGCUCUCCACCAAUCCUACACCGCGAUGUGUCUUUGAACAAUGUGUUGCUCAAUCAGGAUUUUGUUCCAAAACUCUCUGACUUUGGCAUGGCUAGGCUGUUGAACCAUGACUCAUCAUCAAAUUGGACAAAUCUUGUUGGGUCCUAUGGCUACAUGGCACCAGGUAAUUAUAUGAAAAAUUGA
Messenger RNA from Cannabis sativa, 3330 nucleotides. Its product is annotated as probable leucine-rich repeat receptor-like protein kinase At1g35710. The transcript has a single exon. Gene Ontology annotation, molecular function: protein binding; ATP binding; protein kinase activity. The coding region runs from base 1 to 3330 and encodes 1109 amino acids. The record is from RefSeq and is a predicted model, not a curated record. Gene Ontology annotation, biological process: hormone-mediated signaling pathway; protein phosphorylation. Lineage: Eukaryota; Viridiplantae; Streptophyta; Magnoliopsida; Rosales; Cannabaceae. Gene Ontology annotation, cellular component: plasma membrane.